Olea europaea var. sylvestris is the source of this 1213-nucleotide messenger RNA. Its product is annotated as transcription factor bHLH93-like. Bases 51 to 1013 code for a protein of 320 amino acids. Gene Ontology annotation, biological process: regulation of DNA-templated transcription. Lineage: Eukaryota; Viridiplantae; Streptophyta; Magnoliopsida; Lamiales; Oleaceae. Gene Ontology annotation, molecular function: protein dimerization activity; DNA-binding transcription factor activity; sequence-specific DNA binding. The transcript has 4 exons. The record is from RefSeq and is a predicted model, not a curated record. Gene Ontology annotation, cellular component: nucleus.
UAACCUACUAAUUUGGAGAGAGAGAGAGAGAGAGAGAGAGAGAGGGGGGGAUGGAAUUGUAUAGUGAACAGUAUGGUUUCUUGGAGGAGUUACUAGGUCUAAGUGGUGAGCCUGAUGCAGUUGGAUUGAAUCAAGAAUUAUGCACCAGUAGGAGUAAUGAAUGGAUGGAUUUUAAUACUUUUACAAAUCCAGCAACCACUACUUAUACUUCCUUUCAGGAUUACUCUCUACCUGUUGAUCAGAGCAGGAGUUUCUCAGUUUUCAAUGAAAUCUACAGCCCAUUUCAAGAUGAUUUAUCACCUCCGCUUGAAUUUCCUCCUCAACAACAAGAUUACAGUAUUAACUAUUCUCUAUUUGAGAAAGAUGAUAUUCUUUCUCGGAAUUUGGAUAUAUGUAAAGUCGAACCAUUUCAAGUAGCUGAUCAGGUGCCCACUACUUUCAACAUGGGCACUGUGUUCUGCCCGGAAACAAAGAUUAACAAGCAGGUGAAGAAGCUUAAUGGUCAGCCUUCCAAGAAUCUAAUGGCUGAAAGAAGGCGAAGGAAGCGCCUUAACGAUCGCCUUUCACUGCUCAGAUCAGUUGUUCCCAAGAUAAGCAAGAUGGAUAGAACUUCUAUACUUGGUGAUACUAUAGACUAUAUGAAAGAGCUAUUGGAGAGAAUCGAUAACUUGCAAGAAGAAAUUGGUGUGGGAUCAAAUCAGCUAACCAUCUUGAAGGAUGCAAAGCCCAAUGAAAUAUUAGUGAGAAAUUCACCCAAGUUUGGUGUGGAAAGGAGGAACGAUGCUGAUACAAGAAUAGAGAUAUUCUGUGCAGGGAAGCCUGGCUUGUUGCUAUCAACACUGAGCACUCUAGAGGCACUAGGCCUCCACAUUCAACACUGUGUCAUUAGCUGCUUUAAUGAAUUUGCAAUGCAAGCUUCUUGUCAGGAAAAAGAGCAGAGAGCAAUUAUAAGUUCGGAAGACGUAAAGCAGGCACUAUUUAGAAAUGCAGGAUAUGGUGGAAGAUGUCUUUAAUUACUACUAAUUUGUGGUGUAUUCUGAAUCUGUGCAUUAUAUAGGAUUUUCUUUUCCAAAAUCAGUGGUUUCUAUAAAGGAGGCAAAUAAUUCCUCCCUUUUUUCCCUUACGCCAUAUCAAGAGCCAGAACCUAGUUUGUUAUGUCUGUGUAGACUGCUGCUUUUACUUUUGAUGCAAUAUUUAUUUUUAUGUUUUCUUA